Molecule: messenger RNA, 1329 nt
Organism: Scatophagus argus
Lineage: Eukaryota; Metazoa; Chordata; Actinopteri; Scatophagidae
Gene: ppp1r27b
Product: protein phosphatase 1, regulatory subunit 27b
Exons: 3
Coding region: 201-704 (167 amino acids)
Molecular function (GO): phosphatase binding
Source: RefSeq, a predicted model, not a curated record
GCCCUCAGAGGAACAGAUUCACCAUCAACAAACACUCAACAGCAAGAGGCCCACACUGAGAAGCACCGCUUGAUCCUUCUGCAGGGGAACGAAAACUCACUCUGAUUUUUAAGACUUGACAAAAAACUAAUUUAAUCUUUGUGAGGGUGGAUUUGAUCAAAUAUUCUACGAGAGCUGAAGAAAAACCAACUUUGACCAGGAUGAAGUACUAUCAGUGUCCCGUGUCCCAGACCAUAGGAAUCAAGGUUUACUCCCAGGACUGUGGAGUCCCAGUCAGCUGUAAAAGCUCUGCUUCUCUCAAGCCAAUCCGCAGCGUGCACUUCCCCAAUGACAUCGUUUUCCAGGACUAUGUUCGACAUGGUGAACUGGAGAGAAUCGGAUGCUUCAUCCGAGCCAGGAGAGUCAACCUGGAUACCAUCUACCACUCUGGCAUGGCUGCCAUCCACGAGGCCGUCCUGUCUGGAAACCUGGAGUGUGUGAAGUUGCUGGUCCACUAUGGGGCAGAUAUCCACCAGAGGGACGAGGAGGGAUGGACCCCACUGCACAUGGCCUGCAGCGACAGCUUCCCACACAUUGCACGGUAUCUUCUCUCGCUGGGUGCUGACCCCGAGCUGGAGAACGACUGCGGAGAGAAGCCGGCUGACCUCAUUGACCCAGACAACAAGGAGCUGCUGGAGCUCUUUGGCUUGGCUGUCAAUGGCUGAGAACAUUUUGCUUUUAAAGCCCAGAAAGUCUGAAGCCUACUGCCCAGUCACCUUACUGUUCUGCAGGGAUGGGCAGAAAGGGCAACAUCAGUCCAGCAACCUGAUUUUGGGAGCUGCCUAAGUUCUCGAGGCCAAGGACAGUGGAUAUGUGGUAGAGGGAGGGCUGACAGAGGCUGUUGGCUUCCUCCUUAAUGGAGUGAACCUUUGCUGGUAGGGGCUGGCCUCUGAUCUCCAGCAGUACAGAUUUACUGUAUCCUGUAAGCGCUUCAGAUAUUUAAAUACUGUAGUGACCUGAAAGAUCAUUUGAUUUGGAGUUGUUGAUUUUAUUUGGCAUGUCGCUGGAGUUAAGAGGGCUUCUUAAUGUUGUGAAACUUGAAACUGUUGCUGCCGCUCAGCUCAUUAGGGCCUCUCUGAAAGCUAAGAUUAGCAAAACCAAACCAGGAUGUGACAACUGCCUUUAGAGCAAAUGUUUGCAACUGACCAGAAGUUAGAAGAUUUUUAAUUCUUCCAGGUGUCUGGUCGCUAAAGCUCUUAGUUAACUGUAUUCAUUACUGAGUUUUUGUAUUUGACUUUUUUUUGUAUAUGACUUUUUAUACUUUUUCAAAAUAAAGUUUAUCAGACAAUA